UAGAGAAAAAAAAUUGAAGCAGUAAGUGAAGAAGCAACGGCUAAAUAUCUAUCGGAAGAGCUAAACAAUGUCAGUUCGCGACUUGUGUAUUUCUCAUCUCACUCCUACAAUUUCUAGGGUUUCAAAAUUCCCUUCAACCUGUUUCCCUUCUCCAUUCCUCAACAAAAAUCUAUCUCUUCCGAAAAGUCUCCUCACUUCUAAUUUUCUUCUAUCAAUUGAAAAAUCAAGCACCACUUAUCAACACAAUUGUUCUCAAUUUGUUCCCAAAUCAUCUGAUGAUGAGAUAUCGGGAGUAGAGGAUGAACUUGUUGAUGAUGAGGGGAUUGAAUCUUCUUAUAGUGAUGAUGAAGAUAACAUUGAUUCAUUCGAAAUUGACGAGCUCGAAAGAGAAGCCAGAGAAGCUGUCAGAGAGUAUUCUCUGUCUUUAGCUCAUGAACUAAAAAUAGAUGACGAAACAAUUGAUCAAAGGAAAAAAGGUCGAAAGAAGAAGAGGGAAAGCAUAUCAAGUAAAAAGCUUAUCCCAGACCAUCUGCUUCCGAGAGUUGCAAUUGUUGGAAGGCCAAAUGUUGGUAAAUCAGCAUUGUUCAAUCGCCUUGUUGGGGGGAACAGAGCAAUAGUUGUAGAUGAACCUGGUGUUACUCGAGACCGCCUGUACGGUCGAUCGUUUUGGGGAAACAUUGAAUUUAUGGUAAUAGACACUGGAGGGGUUAUCACUGUUUCUAAGUCACAGGCUAGCGUUUUGGAAGAUUUGGCUAUUUCAACAACUGUUGGCAUGGAUGGGAUUCCUCUUGCUUCCAGGGAGGCAGCUGUUGCUAGGAUGCCGUCAAUGAUAGAGAGGCAAGCUACUGUUGCUGUGGAAGAAGCUUCAGUUCUAAUAUUCGUUGUGGAUGGCCAGGCAGGUCUGUCGGCAGCAGAUGUGGAAAUAGCAGAUUGGCUUCGUAAAAACUAUUCAGACAAGACUAUCAUUCUUGCUGUGAACAAGUGUGAGUCUCCACGUAAAGGAGUCAUGCAAGCAUCAGAGUUUUGGUCCCUGGGGUAUGACCCACUUCCAGUAUCUGCGGUGACUGGGACAGGUACCGGAGAGCUGCUUGAUCUUGUUUGUUCAACGUUGAAAACAGUCGAGGCCUCAGAGGAUACCAAGGAACAAGAGAAGUAUGUUCCUGCUAUUGCUAUUGUUGGGAGACCAAAUGUCGGUAAAAGCAGCAUUCUGAAUGCAUUAGUUGGAGAGGACAGAACAGUAGUUAGUCCUAUCAGUGGAACUACUCGUGAUGCUAUUGAUACUCGAUUUACUGCACCAGAUGGGCAGGAGUUUCGUCUUAUUGAUACUGCUGGAAUUAGAAGAAGAGCAGUUAUAGCUACUUCUGGUAGCACAACUGAGGCAUUAUCAGUGAAUCGUGCAUUCCGUGCUAUUCGUCGUUCAGAUGUUGUCGCUCUGGUUAUUGAAGCUUUGGCUUGUGUUACAGAGCAGGAUGCCAAAAUUGCUGAACAAAUCGAGAGGGAAGGAAAAGGGUGUGUGAUUGUUGUAAACAAAUGGGACACCAUACCAAAUAAAAAUCAGCAAACAGCAACAUACUACGAGCAAGAUGUUAGAGAGAAGCUCAGAAUUCUUGAUUGGGCACCAAUCGUUUAUUCAACUGCAAUGAUUUCCCAUAGCGUUGAAAAGGUCAUUAUAGCUGCUAGUACGGUAGAGAAAGAGAGGUCAAGAAGACUAGGUACUUCCAUAUUGAAUCAAGUGGUACAAGAGGCACUUGCUUUUAAAUCACCUCCACAGACCAGAGGCGGCAAAAGGGGACGGAUAUAUUAUACUACUCAGGCAGCUAUUCGACCACCCACAUUCGUGUUUUUUGUUAAUGAUGCAAAGCUUUUCUCUGAGACAUACAGACGUUACAUGGAAAAGCAACUUCGUUCAGAUGCAGGGUUCGCAGGUACACCAAUCCGGCUUCUGUGGCGUAGCAGAAAAAAGAUGGAAAGGGAAGGGAGAGGAGCUGCAGCGACGAAUACACUUGUACCUAUUCAACUGCAACGACAAAAAAAGUUGGCCACGGCAGCAACGAUAAGUUGAAGCCAGAAUUUUAUUGGAUUAAAUCAGUGUAGUCAUCUUAUAGUAACAACCAUUAGAACUUCAGUGAUAGAAAGUUGUAUGAAAUUUAGGAAAAUUAAAUGGUAGUCACUAGUCAACCACGAUGUAUGAUGUGAAAACAAUGAUGUAAAGUAACUUUAUCCAUUGUGAAAUUUUGAGACAAAACAUCUACGUCCCAAAUUUUGAAUCAAAAUCUCGUAUAGCCA
Molecule: messenger RNA, 2286 nt
Organism: Papaver somniferum (opium poppy)
Lineage: Eukaryota; Viridiplantae; Streptophyta; Magnoliopsida; Ranunculales; Papaveraceae
Product: GTPase Der-like
Exons: 12
Coding region: 68-2062 (664 amino acids)
Cellular component (GO): chloroplast
Molecular function (GO): GTP binding
Source: RefSeq, a predicted model, not a curated record